GUGGGAGCCGGAGCCCGAGCCCGAGCCGGAGCCGGAGCCGGGAGUGGGAUCCGCGGGCUGGAGCGGGCCGGAACGGGGCGAGCUAUGAUGUCGACCUACAAGCGGGCCACGCUGGACGAGGAGGACCUGGUGGACUCGCUCUCCGAAGGCGACGGCUACCCCAACGGCCUGCAGGUGAACUUCCACAGCUCCCGGAGCAGCCAGCGGUGCUGGGCCGCACGGACCCAGGUGGAGAAGCGGCUGGUGGUGCUGGUGGCGUUUCUGGCGGCAGGACUGGUGGCCUGCCUGGCAGCGCUGGGCAUCCAGUAUCAGACAAGGAGCCCCCCGGUAUGUCUGAGUGAGGCCUGCGUCUCGGUGACCAGCUCCAUCCUGAGCUCCAUGGACCCCACGGUGGACCCCUGCCAGGACUUCUUCAGCUACGCCUGCGGCGGCUGGAUCAAAGCCAACCCCGUGCCCGACGGCCACUCUCGCUGGGGGACCUUCAGCAACCUCUGGGAGCACAACCAAGCCAUCAUCAAGCACCUCCUUGAAAAUUCCACAGCCAGCGUGAGCGAGGCCGAGAGGAAGGCCCAGGUGUACUACCGUGCGUGCAUGAACGAGACCAGGAUCGAGGAACUCAGGGCCAAGCCCCUGAUGGAGCUGAUUGAGAAGCUCGGAGGCUGGAACAUCACAGGUCCCUGGGCCAAGGACAACUUCCAGGACACACUGCAGGUGGUCACCGCCCACUACCGCACCUCGCCCUUCUUCUCUGUCUACGUCAGUGCCGACUCCAAGAACUCCAAUAGCAACGUGAUCCAGGUGGACCAGUCCGGCCUGGGUCUGCCCUCCAGAGACUAUUACCUGAACAAGACUGAAAACGAGAAGGUGCUGACCGGAUACCUGAACUACAUGGUCCAGCUGGGAAAGCUGCUGGGCGGGGGGGAUGAGGACUCCAUCAGGCCCCAGAUGCAGCAGAUCCUGGAGUUCGAGACGGCGCUGGCCAACAUCACCAUCCCCCAGGAGAAGCGCCGAGACGAGGAGCUCAUCUACCACAAGGUGACGGCGGCCGAGCUGCAGACCUUGGCGCCUGCCAUCAACUGGCUGCCCUUUCUCAACACCAUCUUCUACCCGGUGGAGAUCAACGAGUCCGAGCCCAUCGUGGUCUACGACAAAGAAUACCUCGAGCAAGUCUCCCUGCUCAUCAACACCACCGACAGAUGCCUGCUGAACAACUACAUGAUCUGGAACCUGGUGCGGAAGACCAGUUCCUUCCUGGAUCAGCGCUUUCAGGAUGCCGACGAGAAGUUCAUGGAAGUCAUGUACGGGACCAAGAAGACCUGCCUUCCUCGCUGGAAGUUCUGUGUGAGUGACACCGAAAACAACCUGGGCUUUGCCCUGGGCCCCAUGUUCGUCAAAGCGACCUUCGCUGAGGACAGCAAGAACAUAGCCAGUGAGAUAAUCCUGGAGAUCAAAAAGGCGUUUGAGGAGAGCCUGAGCACCCUCAAGUGGAUGGACGAAGACACCCGGAAAUCAGCCAAGGAAAAGGCCGACGCCAUCUACAACAUGAUAGGCUAUCCCAGCUUCAUCAUGGACCCCAAGGAGCUGGACAAAGUCUUCAAUGACUACACUGCGGUGCCAGACCUCUACUUCGAGAACGCCAUGCGGUUUUUCAACUUCUCGUGGAGGGUCACUGCCGACCAGCUCAGAAAAGCCCCCAACAGAGACCAGUGGAGCAUGACCCCGCCCAUGGUGAACGCCUACUACUCGCCCACCAAGAACGAGAUCGUGUUUCCGGCCGGGAUCCUCCAGGCACCCUUCUACACCCGCUCCUCACCCAAGGCCCUGAACUUCGGUGGCAUCGGCGUUGUCGUGGGCCACGAGCUGACUCAUGCCUUUGACGAUCAAGGGCGGGAGUACGACAAGGACGGGAACCUCCGGCCCUGGUGGAAGAACUCGUCCGUGGAAGCCUUCAAGCAGCAGACCGAGUGCAUGGUGGAGCAGUACAGCAACUACAGCGUGAAUGGGGAGCCCGUGAACGGCCGGCACACGCUCGGCGAGAACAUCGCCGACAACGGGGGCCUCAAGGCGGCCUACCGGGCCUACCAGAACUGGGUCAAGAGGAACGGGCCCGAGCACACCUUGCCCACCCUGGGCCUCACCAACGACCAGCUCUUCUUCCUGGGGUUUGCGCAGGUCUGGUGCUCAGUCCGCACGCCCGAGAGCUCCCACGAAGGCCUCAUCACUGACCCACACAGCCCCUCCCGCUUCCGGGUCAUCGGAUCCCUCUCCAAUUCCAAGGAGUUCUCGCAACACUUCCACUGUCCGCCGGGCUCGCCCAUGAACCCUCACCAUAAAUGUGAAGUCUGGUGAGGGGUGGAGCACACAGCCACGACGGAGAAGGGAAGGGGCCGAGGACACGGCCGUCCCCUGCCCCUCGGCCACCCAGGGCCCCCUCCCUGCACUGGAGGGCUGCCACCAGGACGGGGUCCCCCAGCCUGAGACCCGCCCCCUGCGACGGCCUCAUCAGCCCAGGCCCGCGUGCCAAUGGCAGCAGGCAUUUGGGCGACAGGCUGGUGGCACCCCAUGCCGACAAGGGCAGUGUGACACAGCCCCUGCCCACUUCCAGCACCACAAAUGCCACUGUGGCAAAGGCUUUAAAGAUAUAUUUUUUGGGGAAAUCAUUUUUUUUUUACCAUUGUGGCGUACACUGGAAAUCUUCAGGGAAAAAAAUGCAUUUAAAACACUUUUUUUUAAAAAGGAGGGAUUGGUAUAUUUAUUAUGAUCUGUUUUCUAAGUAACCUGUGGACAAGGGAAGCCCCACUGACAGCCCCCCUCUGCCAGGCUGGGCUGUGGCAGGCACAUCCCCCACCAGCCACUGAGCAGUCCCCACGGGCUCUCGUAGCCCCCAGGUCACCUGUGCAGAUGGGAGGGGCUGGGGGGGGCACCAGCCCGGGGGCACUGCCUCUGCUCAGCUUGCCUGCCUCUGGCCCCCAGAGUCCCACAGUGGGAACCCCAGAAAGGAGAACCUGCUCCCCAAGAAUGCAGCAGGGGCCCAAUGGUUGCGGCACGGUGAGACCAGGUCUGGGCCCUUGGAUGCAGUCUGGGGGUGUCCAGGCACCCCGGAUCCAGCCCGCUCUUAAGAGCCCUGCAGACGGAAACGCCACCAUUGGGUGUUCACAGCUGGCUCAGAGACGCCCUCUUCUGGUCUGUUGCUGCCUUGCAGCCCUCCCCAAUCCCAGCCACUUUGGGGUCUGCCUUGUGGACCCUCCUCACCAGGGGAAGGAGCAAAUAUGAUAAAGCUCUCAUUCCCCACAAGGCCCAGACCCACCCGCUGAGCUCCGUCCUCCAUCCCGGCCUGGACCUGGCUCCCAGGCCACUUUUCUAGUGCCUUAGCUGAGGCCACAGCCCCUGUCUCCAGAGGCCCCCUCAGUGGAACCCCCAAGUGUCCUGAACGGAACACAAGGCCAUAACCCCACUCCCGGUGCCCACGAGCUGCGGCCUGCAGGGCAGUGGCGCCCGGUGCCAGGAGUUGGGGACCACUGCACGCAUACCAGGCAGCCCCUGGGGUUGGGCGGGGACGGUCCUCCCAGCCACCAGACCACUCUCUUUUGGGGGCGCCCUUGGCCAGGGUGGGGCUGGGCGGGAAAGGCUCCCCGACACAGACCAGCCUGCAGUGUCAGGGCUAUGGGAACUUCAUCUGCUCCCCGAGGCACAGCUGCUGGUGAAAUGUGGGUGCCUCCCACCCCCACUGCUAUCCUAGGGUGGAGCAGGGAGUCAGAGGGGGCCCCAGCUUUUCCAGCCCCUCACCCAGGCAGCCAGAGCCUGCCUUGUCCAAGAGGAGCCAAUGCUAGCUUGUCUUCUUGUCCCUGCUGGCCCGGGACAGCCCAGGCCUGAGGCGGGGGUGGUGGGCGUGGGCUGCAGAGGAAGCCCCUGGUCCCCUGGUCUCUUCAGAGUGGUGGACCAUCAAGGUGGGCCUUUCCCUGCCCUGGGGGGCCUCUCUCUGCUCCCUCUCCCCCCACCCUUCUGCCUUCCUGUCUUCCUCCUGGAGCAAGGCAGUCCUGGCCGGAAGCAAGUGUCCCUCCCCGGGCUGGGGGUCCGCAGGGAGAGCACGGGCUGCACUCAUUGCUUGGGGGCCCAGGGCAGAGGAGGGCUUGGGCCCAGCAGGGAUGGAAGCAGAGGAGCACCCCAUACUCCCACCAGCCCUGUCAGGCUUCGACAAAGGCUGAGGUGGGCAGGUGCACUCAGAGAGACCCGGCAGCCUCUGGGCCGGCUUCUCUGUGGGUGCCUGGCCGGAGGGUCUGGAGCUGCAAAAUCUAUUUUUUGUAUUAAUUAUGUCUCGUGCUACUGUAGUUUGGGCGUGGCACUAUUGUAAUUGAAAUAAAAUACUUGUACUG
Molecule: messenger RNA, 4373 nt
Organism: Lepus europaeus (European hare)
Lineage: Eukaryota; Metazoa; Chordata; Mammalia; Lagomorpha; Leporidae
Gene: ECE1
Product: endothelin converting enzyme 1
Exons: 19
Coding region: 85-2349 (754 amino acids)
Biological process (GO): peptide hormone processing
Cellular component (GO): plasma membrane
Molecular function (GO): metalloendopeptidase activity
Source: RefSeq, a predicted model, not a curated record